GUGUUGUGUUGAACUUUGAUACCUGCAUGAAUGACUCAGCAAGCAAACCUUUAACUUGGCUGUUGAUUUUGUGGGGAAAAUCCUUAUCAUACGAUGACUUGCUGAUUCGCGGAUCUCUCAUACGUUACCUCCCGCUUCGUUGUCGGCAGACGAAGAAUACUGAGGUUUUUGCUAACAGCCAUAUUUCAACAGCUUCAAAUCAUCAAAAUCAAUCCUUCCACCUGCCAUGGUGAAAUACGUGAUCCACUACUUCAAGUUCAAUGCCCGCGCUGAAAGCCUUCGUUUGGCUUUCAAGCUAGCUGGCGUCGACUACGAAGAGUUAACCAUCGAAAUUCCAGAAUGGCCAAAAGUCAAAGCAAAAUAUCCCACUGGGCAAUUACCGGCGUUGGAGGUGGACGGGAAGUUGAUCGGGCAGACGAAGGCUUGCCUGCGAUAUCUAGCCAAGGAAUUCGGGCUUUACGGAAAGACUUCCCUUGAAGCAGCAUACAUUGACCAGGCUAUGGACAUGGUGGAGGACAUCUGGCCGGAAUUCGAGAAUAUUUUCCGUGGUCCUUUUGCAAGUCAGGCCGUGAGAACAGAAACGUUCUUAAAAGAGAGGGUCCCACCCGUCUAUGACGCCUUGGAACGCUUACUGGAUCUGGAGCAAACUGGGGACUUCUUCGUCGGAAACUCGAUCACAGCGGCUGAUAUCUUUUUCUUCGCCGCAUCUGAUCUUGUGAACGCCACGGGCAAGGGCGCCAACUCCUUGGAGAAGUACCCGAAGCUUACCGCCCUCAGGAGUCGCAUUGCUGCCAACCCAAAAAUCGCAGCAUGGCUGGCAGUGCGACCAGCCGAAGCGUCGUUUGACCAGGAUUUUACCCGUGAGUGAGAUCAAGCCUGCGCAGCCUAGUCCGUCAGGCCGUUCAUUUAUUGCACACACAAAAUACCGUACUCAUGGUUAUUAACGCGCGUAGGUCGGCUUAAAUAUUUACAAAAAUGUUCACCUUUGAAUUGAGAUGUUUGGUUUUCAAAAACUGUUAAAAACCCUUUACUUGUUAGAUUUAUAUGUAGUUUUGAACUUGAAAUAUCGAAUGAACAACUGAUUCAUGAUAAGCUAUUAUUAAGUACAAAAUGAUGAUAUAUUGAGGGAUUGACAUAUGCUACAAUCUGCGCACUGUCUGCCUGAAUUGGAAGAACCCGUGUAAGAUAUUUCUUAGAAAUUCAAUUUAUUGCUAAGUAGUGAACGAGCUAUACCUGUGUUUGUACUUGCUAUCUCAUUAUUGGUGUUAGCAGAUAUAUCGCUACCAAGCAUUACACACUUCAUGCCACCGUUCAUUAACUGCUACAACUCUAGCAUCCAAUAGUGUCUCUGUCUUUGCCCUUUGUUUAAGAUUCGUGUUUGUCUGAUGAUGUGUCGCGUGUAUAUCUAUUAAGUCUGUGACCUUGUAUAAUUUAAAACAAUAUCACAACAGUUGUGAAGUUGGGAUGUUUUAUUACAGUGUAUGAUGUUUUCCGUCAAUUUGUGUCCUUCUUGCUUAAUAUAUUCUACAUCUAUACAAAUACUCCAAUUCAUUAUCUUUCUGUGACGUCACUGAUAACAAUGCUUACAAUAUUCGUUGUGUAGAUCAUAGCCAGAAAAAGGAUGUGUAAUAAACUUGCGAUGAUGAAAAAA
Messenger RNA from Patiria miniata (bat star), 1651 nucleotides. RefSeq names its product hematopoietic prostaglandin D synthase-like. Bases 227 to 868 code for a protein of 213 amino acids. Gene Ontology annotation, molecular function: glutathione transferase activity. The transcript is spliced from 5 exons. Gene Ontology annotation, biological process: glutathione metabolic process. The record is from RefSeq and is a predicted model, not a curated record. Lineage: Eukaryota; Metazoa; Echinodermata; Asteroidea; Valvatida; Asterinidae.